AAAGCGAGUGACCUGUACCGAAGUAGUCUUUACUAAAUUCCUCAAUUUAAGAAAUAAUUAACGACUAUUGGUAACCAUGGCAACAGCGGAUGCUAGCAAAGGUUCGGGUGGAACCAUCAAGCAAUGGGUAUCCAGGAUCAUUAGUUUUUCAUCGCAGUACGACAACAAUAAUUGGGCGGCCUCGUGUGUGGUUGGAGAACCGAAGGUGUACCCACGAUAUGGAGAUCUGUCAGGCAGCUGGGCGUCUCAGAGCAUCGAUACCAAUCAGUAUAUUGAGCUGGGUUUUAAGGAAAAGGUGUUUGUUUGUGAAAUUGACAUCUAUGAAACAAUGAAUGCCGGAGGGAUUAAAAACAUCAGCGUCCGAUCUCCGCAAGGGAGAUGGGAAUCGGUUUGGUCAAUGCCUCAAGUGCAGGUCAUUCAGGCUAGCAGAGUUUUCUCCCCUCCCAUCAAGGAUGUAUCGUACAAGACUGACGCAGUUCGUCUGGAGAUCGACUGUACGGCGUGUGGCACGUGGGUAGAAAUAGAUGCUGUGCAGCUCAUAGGGAGAAAGUUUGAUAUAGCUCCGUCUCCAAGUAUGCAGGUGUUGGCAGAUGACCUGAGCAAAAUCGUGAACCAAUCAGAAUACAGUGAUGUCACAUUCGAUGUAGGGGGAACAUUGGUAUAUGGGCACAGAAAUAUUAUGUCUGCCAGAUCUAGUUAUUUUCGAGCCCUGUUUGAGGACAUGAAUAAAAACAAGAACCAGGAUGUGAAGAAUACCAUACCAGUUGUUGACGUGAGCAUUGACAGUUUCUGUGGAGUGUUGUUCUACCUGUACACAAACCAUGUGUACGACUCUUACACCUCGUGUCAGCUCAUCGAUGUCUGGAGAGCUGCUGACUUUUACAUUCUUGAUGGUUUGAAGGCCGUUGUCGUGGAAACCGUUGUCACCAGGAUGAACACUGACGAUGUUGUAGCUGUGUACCAAAAGGCGUGCAAAGACCUGCCUGUGAUAGAGGAAAUCCGAGAAGCUUGCCUGGACUACAUCAGCACCAACAUGGCCGCUGUUUCCUUGACGGAUACCUUUAAAAACAUUUCCAGGGACUUGAUGUUGGAGAUCGUACAGUUAUGCACGGCUAAAAUGUCUCUGUAAACGUAACACCUUGAUUAAACUGCCUCGUUGACUUAGGGCCGAAGUUACGAAGCCUGUUUUUCUUAAAUGCAGGUGUUGAAGCAUUGUUAAUGUAUGCAGCUAUACACAUGGAAGACGGAAACAGGCUUCGUAAAUUUGGCCUUUAGUUUUUAAGUCACAGAUUUAAAGGGACAUUCCUGAGUUUGCUGCAUUGUAAGAUGUUUCC
Messenger RNA from Gigantopelta aegis, 1334 nucleotides. Its product is annotated as TD and POZ domain-containing protein 3-like. Bases 77 to 1129 code for a protein of 350 amino acids. Lineage: Eukaryota; Metazoa; Mollusca; Gastropoda; Neomphalida; Peltospiridae. Gene Ontology annotation, cellular component: cytoplasm. The transcript has 8 exons. Gene Ontology annotation, biological process: proteasome-mediated ubiquitin-dependent protein catabolic process; regulation of proteolysis. The record is from RefSeq and is a predicted model, not a curated record. Gene Ontology annotation, molecular function: ubiquitin protein ligase binding.